This is a messenger RNA of Rhodofomes roseus, 2255 nucleotides long. RefSeq names its product carboxylesterase. Bases 189 to 1979 code for a protein of 596 amino acids. The record is from RefSeq and is a predicted model, not a curated record. The transcript is spliced from 9 exons. NCBI's taxonomy places the organism in Eukaryota, Fungi, Basidiomycota, Agaricomycetes, Polyporales, Fomitopsidaceae.
AUGCGAGUUAGGCGAUUACAGUAUCUUCUCUACUUUAUGUGGCUGUGGUGCCAUGCAGAUUUCUACCAGGGGACGUAAUCUUCUUCGGCCCUUGAACAAGUACAUAUACAACAAUGCGGCAGUUGUUUUCGAUCCACCGGAACUACUUCCUCAGACAUCUGUUGGUUAAGAGUUCAGUACAAACGUGAAUGCUCUCGCAACGCCGCAUUGGCAGCCUUGCUGCCCGUCAGCUUGCGACACGCCUGGCUUCUCCCACACUAUGCGCGGAAACAUCGCACUGGCAUCAUCCUACCUACCGAUCUCUCUGGACUCAAUCUCCGAUCCCGAGUGUCGCCGCCAGAGACUCAAGUCUUGCCCACAAGUUGGCUGGCGGCCGCCGAGGAAUCCAAUGGACUCGGCGACCAUCCCACCUACAGGACUCGCUUGUGUGUGGCUCUGCGCGUAUCACAGUCAACACGAAGUAUGGUCCAGUCACUGGUGGACAAGUCACACACACCGGCACCGCCGGUUUUCUAGAAAUCCCUUAUGCGUUGCCUCCGGGUCGCUUUCAGGAUCCUGAACCACUGCCCGCAAAUUAUCGUUACGAAGCCAAGGAGUACUUAUAUGAAGCCAGCUAUUGCGCGCAGCCGAACGAUGGGAUCUUAAUCCCUCCCCGGACACCGUAUCAGAACCUAGUUGGUUUGGGCAACCCUACCGAGAACCCCUUAUACGUCAACAUUGUCUGUCCGCCAGGUUGGAGUCCCGGCUCCGACCGUAAGUACCCGGUCAAGAUCUAUAUCCACGGCGGCUUCUUGCAGCUAGGAUCGCCGCAUGAACUCAAUUCACAGGCCGAGUACAUCGCCAAAGAGUCGGAGACGGUGCACGUCAAUAUAGGGUACCGUGUGUCCGCUUUUGGCUUUCUCGCGUCGGACGAGCCGAGGCUAGAUGGGAACUUCGGUUUCAAGGACCAAUGGCUUGGGCUCCUCUGGGUUCGGGAUAACAUCGAAUGCUUUGGUGGUGAUCCCACGAACAUACAGCUCACAGGGCUGUCGGCAGGUGCACACUCCGUGCAUCAGAUCCUGCACCAUGUCUCCCGCCUGCCCGAAGGCGAGAAGUCGCCCUUUCAAUCCGCCACGCUUCAGUCGAAUGGCAUGAUGGCCAAUCCCGCGACGCCUGCGGGGCAACGUCCGCAAUUCGAUGCCCUCUGUCAUUCGCUUGGCCUCGACCCGCGCUCGCCCACUAUCCUCUCUCAGCUGCGCGACACCUCCGCACUGCCUUUCAACAAGAUCACGCAGGUUAUAGAGAGCGGGGAGAUCGGCACUGAAUUCGACACCUUCCGUGGGACGCGCGACAGCACCUGGACUGGGGACUCACCUGACCCGAUGACCUGGCAGCGCUCCGGCGAGUUCGCGCGCGCACUCAAGGCGAAGGGCGUGCGGAGCGUCGUUGUCGGCGACCUUACCGAGGAAUGGUUUAUCUACGCGAUGACGCACCCCGUUUACAGCUACGCCGACGUCGAGGCGAACCUGCGGAAGUUCUACCCGAGGGACGUCGUGGCACGCUUGCUCGAAUGCUACGAGACGGAACCACAGAAUCUGUUCAGGUUCAUGGGUAAGGUGCUAUCUGACUGCCAGGUGUACCUGCCGACGAGGCUCCUCGCGCGGGACUUGUACAAUGCUGGCUUCCCGGUGCUGCGCUAUGAGAUUGGAUGGGUGCCUCAAGCUGUGUAUUCCUCUAUCGGUUAUGUCACCCACGGCCUCGACAGAACGAUCUGGGCUGAUCGUCAAACAUUGAUAUCGCAGCCCGAGCACCUUGUCGUCCUUGCAUGGCUUGAUGCUAUCGACGCCCAGAGGAAGGCCGUUGAAGAGGGGACCAGCACGGAUGCUCAAGACAUCAAACGAGUCUUUGCUCUGAAGAAGGACAUGAGCAUGGGCUGGAAGGAUGACGCCAGGUGGGAUGAAGUCAAGGGCUUGAUUGCGGCCCUUCCUGGCGAGAACUGAUUUCAAAGCAUUGAACUUGUUGCUUGACGUGUUGUAUCGGUUCAGCCGGGAUGCGUACGCAUAGCGGGCUAACUCUUGGAUCAUGGUGUAUUUUCAUAGUGAAACCUCUAAUACACGCUCGUGUUGAGUGCAACUUGUCUCUGAGACAAUCAUGGCCCCCUGCGUAGGUCGACCAGCGCAGAACCUGCGGAUUCUGUCUGUCGCUGUUCGAGUCAACGCGAAGACCGGUCCUCGCCAGGCGCUCAGUCGCUAACGGAGGGACGUCCGUGGCUGCGC